AGAAGAAAUAUUUUUUUUAGUCGAAAAACAUAACUCGAAGAAAAAUUAAAUAGACAUCAAACACAAAUGGAAGUUGAUCUUUGCUUCGUUAUGGACUGUACCAGUUCUAUGGGGAGUCACAUUGAAGGUGCCAAGAGUUCUAUUAAAAAGAUAGUAGAUUACAUGGCAAAUAUGAAACCAGCAAUUGUAGUUCGGGUCGGUUUCUGUGGCUACCGUGACCACUGUGAUGGCUCUAACCGUCUACAGAUUAUUGAGUUCACUACUUCUUGCAAUGAGUUCAAAAAUAAUGUAUCGAAUGUUUCAGCUUUGGGUGGUGGAGAUGCUCCGGAAGAUGUUCUGGGCGGACUUAAAGCAGCCGUAACCAGUAUGGCCUGGCGAAAUCCCACCCGCGUCCUUUUACAUAUCGCUGACUGUCCACCACAUGGUCGUCGUUUCACUGAUUUGAGUGAUACUUAUCCAGAUGGCGACCCAAAUGGUCUAACAGCAGAACAAGUACUGAGAGAAAUGCGGUCAGCAGGCAUUUAUUACUUUUUUGGAAAGAUCACGGAAUAUACUGAAACGAUGACCAGAGUGUUCCAAAGCAUAAUUGGAGAGUAUCCGGUGUUUGACUUCGAGAGCACUCCAGACCCAGAGGGAUUAGUAGAAAAAUUUUUUGAUGCUGCUUGUUCAGCUAUCAAUACUGCUAUCACAUUGAGGGGGGAAUAAUUUUUUUAUUAUUAAUAGCUUAAAUUAAUCAAAUUAUCAAAUUGAAAGCUUUAAAGUUUAUAUUUUAAAUUAUUUUUACACGAAAUAAAUAAAGUUUCUAAGUUAAAAAACUUUG
This is a messenger RNA of Rhizophagus irregularis DAOM 181602=DAOM 197198, 820 nucleotides long. RefSeq lists its product as uncharacterized. Gene Ontology annotation, molecular function: protein serine/threonine kinase activity. NCBI's taxonomy places the organism in Eukaryota, Fungi, Glomeromycota, Glomeromycetes, Glomerales, Glomeraceae. The record is from RefSeq and is a predicted model, not a curated record. Gene Ontology annotation, cellular component: cytoplasm.